UGUAGAGCAUGGUGGGUGUCAGAGAGCGAUCUCUCCUGUCAUGUGUCUCGUUAUCCUCUUGUGUAGUCACAGCGUGUGUAACGCCUGUCUGCAGGAAUACUGGAGACAUAAGGGAUCUCGGGAAUGUCUAGUGUGCCGGAAAAGUAGUGCUAUCCUCCCUGUAACCUGGCCAUAAAGAACCUGUGCAAGGCCUUCCUUCAGGAGAGAAGUCAGAAAGCUGAAGUCAUUGCUGGGUCUGGUGUGUUCUGCAGUCUGCACAGGGAGGAGAAACUCACAUUCUUCUGACUGGAAGAUAAACAGCUCUGAAUUGUUAGAUAUACUGCACUGUUGGAGCUAGAAACACAAGCAUUUCACUAUAACCGCAAUAACAUCUGCUAAAAAUCUGUAUGUGACAAAUAAAAUGUGAUUUGGUGUGUCAGACCUCGAACAAAAAUCAAGAUCACAACUGCUGCCUGACAGAUUAAGCUGCACUGGAUUGUAAGGAGACAGUCAAGACUGCACUGGAGCCCCUAAAGAAGAAGCUGAAGGCCUUUGUGGAAGUGAAACAGACCUGCGAUAAAACAGCCGUGCAUAUUAAGACCCAGACCCAGCAGACGGAGAAGCAGAUUAAGGAGGAGUUUGAGAAGCUUCACCAGUUCCUU
Messenger RNA from Coregonus sp. 'balchen', 641 nucleotides. NCBI's taxonomy places the organism in Eukaryota, Metazoa, Chordata, Actinopteri, Salmoniformes, Salmonidae. The record is from the annotation of a GenBank genome assembly.